This is a messenger RNA of Cladocopium goreaui, 2966 nucleotides long. The record is from the annotation of a GenBank genome assembly. Lineage: Eukaryota; Dinophyceae; Suessiales; Symbiodiniaceae.
GUUCCGUCCCGGUGGCAUCUGGCUUUGCGACAGCAUCCAGCAAGGGUCAAGUGGCAGCCGCCAUCCGAGGCUGGGAGAGUUGUAGCUACGCUACGAUGGCCGCUGGUUUGAGGCGUAGGUGCAAGGGAAUCAUCAAUGAAGAAAUGAAUGAUGAAUGUCAGCUGGGCUUUCACUCGAAGCAUGCCACUGAGAUCGGUCUCACGGAUCUUCUCCGCGGCAAUGAACCCUUCUGGACUGAGCCAGCUCUGGGAUCCCAAAGGUUCAAUCACUCGAACCUGUUGUGUUUUUGGCGCCUCAUGCCACGUGAUCCAAAGGGUCCAAAGGGCCCAAAGGACCAAACAUCCAAGAAAUCGAAGUCGGAAGAGCAAGCAGAGAUGGCGGUGCUGCGAGCUCAGCUGGAGUUGGCCAGGGCUGAACGCGCCAGAGCAGAUGAGAAGAUCCGACGUUUGGAACGGCAGCUCCUUGGAGAGGCGGAAUCUGAUGAAACGCCCAAGUCACCCAGCAAGUCACCCAGAAAUGCUGGAGUUGAUUGGGGAGAGAUGUUUCUGGACAUGUUGAUGGAAGGAAUCGGAGAUGGUUUUCCUGGAUCGAUUCGCCAGUCAGCACAGGAAGCCUUGCGUGAUGGGCCACAGCAACGACAUGACAAUCAUUGGACAGGUUCGACAGGUUGCAACUGGAUUGGUGGCAUCCGACUUGCGUGGACAUCGCCGCCAACUGUGCAAGAAGUCCAACGGCAUGUUCAAGAACAUUUCCCAAGGCCAAUUCAACCUGGUGACUCUUUGAGUAAAGUUGAUGGCAAAUCUGUGAAGGGUUUAAGCCGGCAAGACAUCCUAGGCCUUUUGCGGAAGUUCAAGGGAAGCAUUGGCUUCAAGAGAGGAAGCCAUGACAUGGCGAUCAGGGAAUCAGCCAAGCAUGCAUUAAAGAAAGGUCCAGAGAAGGAUGCCGAGCACAGCGAGGGGCAAAAUUGGAUUUGGGGGUUCCUCUUUGCUUGGACAUCUCCACCCGUGGUGCGUGAGGUGCAACCAGAGGUUCAACAGCAUUUCCCGAACCCAGUCAAUCCAGGUGAUGUCUUGCAUCAGGUUGACAACAAGCUUGUUGGCAAGCUGAGUCGCGAAGACAUCUUGAAGCUUCUCGUUAAGUACAAGGGCAGCAUUGGCUUCCAAAGUCGUCAUGGUGACGAUUACCGAAAGUCGGCCCAGGAUGCCUUGCAACAUGGACCCCAAGAAGAUGCAGAAUCUGGCAAAGGCUGUGAUUGGAUCGGCGGCAUCUUGCUGGCAUGGACGUCUCCUCCAGUGGUUCGUGAUGUGAAACCAGAGGUGCAGAAGCGCUUCCCACGGCCAAUCUCCCCUGGUGAUAUCUUACGCCAGAUUGAUGGCAAGCAUGUCAGAGGCCUGAACCGAGAGCAAAUUCUGCGUCUUUUGCAGGACUUUAAGGGCAGCAUUGGCUUCAGAAAUGGCAGCGACAUGGACGAGGAUGUGCGCAAGUCAGCCCAAGAUGCCUUGCAACAUGGACCCCAAGAAGAUGCAGAAUCUGACAAAGGCUGUGAUUGGAUCGGCGGCAUCUUGCUGGCAUGGACGUCUCCUCCAGUGGUUCGUGAUGUGAAACCAGAGGUGCAGAAGCACUUCCCACAGCCAAUCUCCCCUGGUGAUAUCUUACGCCAGAUUGAUGGCAAGCAUGUCAGAGGCCUGAACCGAGAGCAAAUUCUGCGUCUUUUGCAGGACUUUAAGGGCAGCAUUGGCUUCAGAAAUGGCAGCGACAUGGACGAGGAUGUGCGCAAGUCAGCCCAAGAUGCCUUGCAACAUGGACCCCAAGAAGAUGCAGAAUCUGACAAAGGCUGUGAUUGGAUCGGUGGCAUCUUGCUGGCAUGGACGUCUCCUCCAGUGGUUCGUGAUGUGAAACCAGAGGUGCAGAAGCACUUCCCACAGCCAAUCUCCCCUGGUGAUAUCUUAUGCCAGAUUGAUGGCAAGCAUGUCAGAGGCCUGAACCGAGAGCAAAUUCUGCGUCUUUUGCAGGACUUUAAGGGCAGCAUUGGCUUCAGAAAUGGCAGCGACAUGGACGAGGAUGUGCGCAAGUCAGCCCAAGAUGCCUUGCAACAUGGACCCCAAGAAGAUGCAGAAUCUGACAAAGGCUGUGAUUGGAUCGGCGGCAUCUUGCUGGCAUGGACGUCUCCUCCAGUGGUUCGUGAUGUGAAACCAGAGGUGCAGAAGCACUUCCCACAGCCAAUCUCCCCUGGUGAUAUCUUACGCCAGAUUGAUGGCAAGCAUGUCAGAGGCCUGAACCGAGAGCAAAUUCUGCGUCUUUUGCAGGACUUUAAGGGCAGCAUUGGCUUCAGAAAUGGCAGCGACAUGGACGAGGAUGUGCGCAAGUCAGCCCAAGAUGCCUUGCAACAUGGACCCCAAGAAGAUGCAGAAUCUGACAAAGGCUGUGAUUGGAUCGGUGGCAUCUUGCUGGCAUGGACGUCUCCUCCAGUGGUUCGUGAUGUGAAACCAGAGGUGCAGAAGCACUUCCCACGGCCAAUCUCCCCUGGUGAUGUGCUGAACUCUGUGGAUGGAGAGCAGGUUGGCCACAAGUCUAGGGACGAAAUCCUUCGAGCUUUUGUCCACUUCGACGGUCAGCUGGGCUUUCGCUCGAAGCAUGCCACUGGUCUCGCGGAUCUUCUCCGUCGCUUGGGGGAUUUGUGACUCACCAGGGAAGCAGAGAACCUCAGCUCGUGCGCAUUUCGGCCUUAGUAAGGUGCAAAAGCUCAAAAUCUGGGCAGAGUUGUAGCUGAUGGCGUUCACUGUUCGUACCAGUGCUUGAGCUGAUUUUUCAAGAUUUUGCGAUAUUUUUCUUUUGGUUGUGGCAUCGGAUCUAUUUUCAUUUGGCAAAAGGCGUGCUUUCGGGCUGUGCAGUGCCCUGCAGCACCCAUUGCUUGCACAGAGAUUGCCACUUACAGGCACGACUUUCUGCAGAGAGCGUGCGGAUUC